GCUUAGGAGAUCAGUCUUCCCAGGAUGCCUCUCCACACUUGAGCACUUUAAACGGGGAAUAUUUCAGCCGGAGAAUAUCUGCUUUUACUCUCAUUCAGGCUGAGGCCUGUCUUAAAUUUGCAAUCAUGUCCCAGUCCUGGUGUGGGCAAGCCAUUCUACGUGUGGAAUUGGGCAUACUGGUGGCAGUCCUGGUGGUCAGCGGCAUGGCACAGAUAUAUGAAAGAAGGGAAGAAGGGUCGUCCUGCUAUGGAGGAUUUGAUCUUUACUUUGUUCUAGACAAGUCCGGCAGUGUGCAGUAUUACUGGAAUGAGAUCUAUUAUUUUGUGGAUCAUCUCGCCCACAAGUUCAUCAGUCCUCAGCUGCGGAUGUCUUUUAUCGUCUUUUCCACUGAGGGACGGAUCCUCAUGCCGCUAACAGAGGACAGAGAGCAAAUUCGAACGGGACUGGAGGAGCUGCGCAUGGUGCAUCCAGGUGGAGACACCUUCAUGCAUAAAGGCUUUCAAAGGGCCAGUGAGCAAAUAUACUAUGGAACUGGGUAUGGCUACCGGACAGCUAGUGUUAUCAUCGCCCUGACAGAUGGAGAGCUGAGAGAGAAUCAGUUUGACUUGGCGGAAAGAGAGGCUGGCAGAGCAAGGCAACUGGGUGCCACUGUGUACUGUGUUGGGGUGAAAGACUUCAACGAAACACAGCUUUCCACCAUUGCUGACAGUAAGGACCACGUUUUCCCUGUGCAUGAUGGAUUUCAAGCUCUGCAAGGAGUUAUUGACUCGAUCCUGAAGAGAUCUUGCAUUGAGAUCCUGGCUGUAGAGCCCUCGAGUAUCUGCGAAGGAGAAAACUUCCAGGUGUCUGUCAGAGGAAACGGUUUCCUUCACGCCAGAGACGUGCAGAAGGUCCUCUGCAGCUUCCGCAUCAACGACACAGUUACUUUCAUGGAAAGACCUUUGGUGGUGAGAGAUACUUACCUUUUGUGUCCAGCUCCGGUUCUGGAAAGAUUUGGAGUGUCAGCCACUCUCUAUGUCAGCAUGAAUAACGGCCUCAGCUUCAUAUCCAGCUCUGUCACAAUUACUGCCAUCACCUGUUUUGACGGGACCUUUGUGGGGAUCGCGUUGCUCAUCCUGCUGCUCUUGUUCACCGUUAUUCUGCUCUGGUGGUUCUGGCCUCUCUGCUGCACCGUGGUUAUUCAUGAGCCACCUCCUCCCGUGAUUGAAGACCUCUCUGAGGACGAAGACGGUUUUCCAAAGAAGAGGUGGCCCACUGUGGAUGCGUCGUACUACGGUGGCCGUGGAGUCGGGGGAAUCAAGAGAAUGGAGGUGCGCUGGGGAGAUAAAGGCUCAACUGAGGAAGGAGCCAAACUGGAAAAAGCCAAAAAUGCUCGAGUUGUGAUGCCCUCCCAGGAGUAUGAUCCACCUCCACCGCGGCUUUAUUACCACACACACAAAACCAUCCCCUCCCAGAAGUGGUAUUCUCCCAUUAAGGGAAAACUGGAUGCUCUGUAUGUGCUGCUGAGAAGAGGCUACGACAGAGUUUCAGUGAUGCGACCUUAUCCUGGAGACAAGGGUCGGUGCAUCAACUUCACCCGGAGCCCGUCCUACCCUUCCCCCCGCUAUCCCAUCUACAACCACCCCUCCACACCUGUCUACACGUUACCACACAGGUACCAACGGCGCCCAUCCGACGACUGCGAGGACCUCCACCUGCCCCCAUCGCCAACCUCCACCCUGCCACCUCUGCCGUCGACUCCACCCCCGUCCUCCAGCAGCUGCUCCUCCUCGUACACGCCUCCUCCCAACAGAGACCUGCCCCCGACCAACGGCAGACAAAACUCAGUGCCGCCGUCUCCCACGGGCUCCCUGCCUCCGCCACCACAGGCGUCGCCUCCAUGCAGAGCACCUCCGCCCUCACGCCCGCCUCCGCGACCCAACCAUGAGAUCAACAUGAUCAAAACAUGAAAUAGGGAUUUCUUCACAAGUCUAGGUCAGAUAGUGUAAAUAAUACGAGUUGUUUAGAUGUUUUUAUUUAGUUUGUCUUUUAGAUUAAAAAGUGUCAUUCACUGUUUUGCCAGAGUUUUAAAAUAAACAUGGGGCAGCAGCCAAAACUUUUGGAGCUGCUUAAAAUCUUAAAGGCAACCAAAAGUUGCAACAAAAGGAACUUGGACAAUAUUGUGUUUGUAUCUUUUGAGUAAAAUACAAACCUGGGGUAAACAUUUGGACAGUCAAUGUUUUUCUGGGAUCUGAGGACAUCAGAAGGUAUUUUGAACUGACAGAGGGCACAUAAACGCAAAAACCUGGGAAACUUUAUGCUCACAAACAAUCACUUUAACGCUCCGCCUGCUGACGCUACUAGCACUAUUUGUUGUCACCUUGCCACGAAAUGUGUUGUGUCCUCAUCAGUUAACUCUGAGUUCUUUAAAUUGUUUAAUAAUCCUGGACCAAAGCAUGUUUUCAACAGAAAGGUUACCUUUGGUAAUUGGAGAGAAAUUUGUCUUCUUUUGCCUGCCUUAUUUUCUGAUAUUCUACCAACAAAUAUUUGAUUACUUGUGUCGUGUUAUACUUGGUGUUUCCCUCAGAUUUAGGUUUGAACUAAUCCCUCACUUCUUCUUUUUCAUGCAGACAUCCAACUACACAAAUCCUUCUCAGUUAGAUCUAAUGCAGGAUGGAGCAGAGGUACAACACUGAGACCAGAUUACUAAAAUAAAAUUAAACAUGUGAAACUUUAAUUAAUUUCUGAUCCCUUUGAGUGACAACCUGGAGAUUAUCUUUACAGGUUUUCAUUUCCUGUAAAGCUAAGCGUCCUCUCCGGAGAGUUAAUCUGUGACUGACCCAGCAGCAGAUCUGAAACCUUUGAUUUGUUCAUUGUGCAGUAAAAUUAAAAAUAACACCUUUUUUGUCUGCUUGACUCACAGUUGAUUUUUUAAAUUGAAUUUUUAAUUGUUUUUAUUAUGUCCAAAAAUCUGCUACGUUGGGUUAGAUUUUAGAGCUCGUGUGUGAGGUAAAUCUCCCGAACUUUGACUUAUUGAAUGUGAGCACAAUAAUCCCCAGAUGUGGGUGGCUGAUGGAGGUGCAGAAGGUGCAGCUGGUGGAGCAUGAAAAGCCGACUGUCAGGAGUCCAGCUUUUUAUAAGGUGACUGUAUAUUUUCCAGUAGGUCUUAAAAUAAACCAUUUUCACAGCUUUUCACUUGGAGAAUAGGUUCUGGAUGAGUAUAUAAAUCGAUUUACCAGAAAACGGAAUUAGAUACGUUUCAUCCGUCUCAGAAGACGACGCUGCUUUUUUGAGGAGAGCAUCGCUGACCCCUGACCCGUCCUGAUUUGCCCUGAAUCCAGCCGCUUCACUUUCAGGUUUUAAAGUGUCUUCUGAUCCCAGCAAAAUUUGCACAAGAUUUACAUAUUCCUCCUGCAAUGGCAGUGAGCUAAAUCCACCAAGUAUGAAGGAUCCAGCUGCAGAGAGUUGAGAAGAGUUAUUAUUAAGGACUUUUUAUUCAUCUUUAAUUGGAGUACAAGUUCUCCAAACUCUUUGAGUAUCCUUGGAAUUUUGACAAUGUCUUCCACAUGUAUUUGCACUCCUUGUAAAAAUGUGGAAUACGCCUUAAAAUAAAAAUAAUAUUAUCCAGUAAUAUCAUCUAAGACAGAACGCAUUACAAUAGGUGUUAUGGAGGCUUGUUGUCCUCCACAUGUAUGAACCUGCUGCUGAAAACAUGAUGUUCCCACCUCCAAACUCCAAAGGUGAUAGUAAUUUAUUUAUUUUUUAAAAAGCUGUGCAGGGUAUUUGUUCUCCAACGUUGGUGUGUGUUUUUAAUUUUGGUCUCAUCUAACCAGACUAUAUUCCCCUUGUAUUUCACUGGUUUGUUUGCAAACAAACUUUAAACAUGCUUCAACAGGAUUUUUCUUCAGGAGUGGAGUGUUGCGCACUGAGUGUGGAUAGAAGUGGCAAGUGCUCAACUCAUUGUUUCCACUGUAAAUGCUAUCUGUUUAUUUCUGGUCUAUCUAUUGGAAAGCUUUUAUUAUUACUUCUUGAAUUGUCAGUCAGAACCUUUGAGAGUGAAAGUUAUAGUGAAAUUAUUAUUUCUAACUUCCUAUGGCUCCAACAGUGCAUGAGGUUGGAAUUAAGCUCAAAACAAACAAGGAUUGAUAUGUUUUGCAACAAUAAACAACGAUUAGACGAUUUUCUCAGCGAAAAAAAUAUCUGAAGUUAUGAUCAUCUUAUGAUCUAAUUACAUUUUCUUUAGUAGCUUUGGAUUACUUGGAUUUCUAACAAGUGGUUUAUGCUGUUAGCCUGAUUAAAAUUAUAUCGACUCAGAAAUAUUUGUAUAUGCUCCCUGUC
Messenger RNA from Gambusia affinis (western mosquitofish), 4317 nucleotides. Its product is annotated as anthrax toxin receptor 1-like. Gene Ontology annotation, cellular component: membrane. The record is from RefSeq and is a predicted model, not a curated record. NCBI's taxonomy places the organism in Eukaryota, Metazoa, Chordata, Actinopteri, Cyprinodontiformes, Poeciliidae. Gene Ontology annotation, molecular function: signaling receptor activity. Bases 126 to 1949 code for a protein of 607 amino acids. The transcript is spliced from 18 exons.